This is a messenger RNA of Lizanozyma spartinae, 1857 nucleotides long. RefSeq lists its product as uncharacterized. The transcript has a single exon. The record is from RefSeq and is a predicted model, not a curated record. The coding region runs from base 1 to 1857 and encodes 618 amino acids. Lineage: Eukaryota; Fungi; Ascomycota; Pichiomycetes; Serinales; Debaryomycetaceae. Gene Ontology annotation, cellular component: cytoplasm.
AUGUCUACAUUCCCUCAAAGUUUCCAAGUACAAGGUGUUCAGCCAUUGGGAACUAAUAACGUUCCCCAAAAUCCUAAUGAUUUGACUUCUUAUAAGAGUACAGGCUUUUUGAGACGCCAUUCUGUAAGUGACACUUAUUAUAUCCAAAGACAGUUGGCACAACAACAAUUGCAACAGCAGCACGCUCCUCAGUCUGCACAAGCACACUACAUAAAUCAUCAACAACCAGCAUAUGCCUAUAAUGUGCCCCAUUACACCACUAGUCGGAAAGGAGGAUCAUUUAGCACCGGCGCAGUGCCAAUGUCCGGAGGACUAGGGCAAGGGACUAUUGGAGCCCCUGUUGCAUCUUUUGGUGUACAAUCUGAAGGUUACUCAUCUGGAAUUAACUCGAACAACGUUUCUGGUGGCGCACCUGGUCCUACGGGAUUGCGGUCCUCAGUUGGAUAUCGCAGUUCUAACAAUUUUACGUCGAAUGUGAGAUCUACGUCACCUCACACGAAAGAUCCCGAUUAUACCAAUAAGUUAGUAAAUGAAUAUUUUGAAACUGAUCCACACGAGAGAGUCAAGGUCACUGUUCAACUUUUGGAAGAUCAGUUUUUUGAUGAAGUAAACGGGUUUGUUUCCGGAGGCAUUGAAAUGAUUCAAUUACCUAAGAUGCCUCUCGAUAACCCUCAAAAGGGUCACCAGUUGGCACUUGUUGGGUUUAAAGCAGGUAGAAUUGAUGUGUUUGCACUUCCUUCGGAAUUAAAUCGAACAGUAAAAGUCGGCGAUUUGGUGAUUGUCGAAGCAGAUAGAGGUAAGGAUUUAGGUAAGGUAUGCAAGAUGAAUAUUUCUAUUGAUGAGGCAAGGUUGAUGAAAUUACUACAAUUUCAAGAACAACAAUUGGCUUUAAAUGAAGAUAUUCCAUCUCCAAACGUUCGGCACCUCUUGCAAGGCGGCAAUAAUGGAGGUUCAACAAAUGACUCUGGAAGCACACACGCGCUGGGACAUCAUGCUCAAUUGCCACCGGUUUUACAUGUUCCCAAGUCAAUCAUAGGGCUUGCCACGCAAAAUGAAAUUUUGCAAAUCUUGAACAAGAAGCAAGAUGAAGAAAAGGCUUGCCGUUUAUGUCUUGCUAAGAUAUCAAGCACUAUUGCUAAUGCUAAUGCUAGUGCUAGUCUUAAUGCUAAUGGUCUGUCAGGAACAGCAACUACUCAUAAUGGCAGUAAUUGUAAAACAAUAACGCUGGAUUUGAUGCAAAUGAAGUUGAUUGAUGCCGAAUAUCAGUUUGAUAGGAAGAAGUUGAUUUUUUAUUAUCUGACAUCCAAGCGUAUUGAUUUUAGAGAUUUGGUUAGGGAGUUAUUUCGAAUUUACAAGACACGCAUUUGGAUGUGUGCUGUUCAGGGAAUUCCAUACAUCCCCCACCAUCAUUACAAGAGCAAUAGCUUUAGUCAUACUAGCGGGGGUGUUACUAUAGGUCAUGGAAAUAGUAAUAAUGUUUCCAGCAAUAUCAAUGGUGGAGGGCACACCAAUGGUUACAAUAAGGCUACUCGAUCAUCCUCUGGUAGUAUUAAUGAUCGGAGUGCCAGAAGUAGUUAUGAUGAUUCAAGCAGUAAUCACAUAUCACCAAUAUCUACCAGCGAUGAUACAUUUACAGGUGUUCCAUCGAGCACUAAGAGUGGACUGGGUGGUCCUGAUAUUCCAUUUGAGAUUUUAAGCGUUCCUCGCAACUUUAAUGAGACUGGGGCGUCAAAUGUCAAUAAUUGUUCCCCUGAUCGUUCGAUGCCUGGCGCACGUAACGAAUUGGACGAAGAUAUAAAUUUCGUAGAGGGUGAAUCAUUUGUUUUGAAGUCAUUGGUGGAUCAAAUGAACAAUUGA